CCGAUGCGUGGUUUUGUUCAUUCGCUUGAAAUACUCGCGGCGUAGCGGAUCGUACAAUCCGCGGUUCGCAAUCACUCUCCGUGCCGGUUCACACACUAUCAGUGUGAACGUGAAAACGGAAAGACAACACACAACAAAUAGAAGCGCAAAUCGAUUACCCAAGUGGAAGUGAAAUAUUUUCGAAGGUGCCAACCACUGUGUGUACCUUCACUUACACACUACACACAAUACGCAAAUCAGUGUGUAUCGGGGCGUGUGGUUUGAUACAAAAGUCAAAGGUUACUUUAGCAGUGAAAAAGAACGCAAUCUCGCGUGGAAAAAAGAGGUGCAUGAGCUUCCAGGGUGUGCGGUGGUGUUGGUGGUCGUUGCGAAGCGUAAUCACAUUAGGCAAUGGUCGUCGGCCGGCCAUCGUCGACGAGUGCUCGACGGAAAGGUGGUGAACGGUGGUGGUCGCCGUGACGGUACUGAACCGAGGGUUGUUGUUUCUUUAGCCGGCCGAAAAGUGUGUUGGCGACCGUACGAGGAAUGGUGAAGAAAAUGUGAAGUAUCUGCCAAGGUACAGAGCCAUAAGGGAGAGAAACCUGUCCACUCGUUGUGUGUGAUCAUCUGUGGAGACAGUUUUGUUGGUGACUGGAUAUUGCAGCGAGACACAGUAAGCUUCGCGAACCCACAAUUUCGACGACUGAAAGUGUGCCAUUUUAUAUGUCCCCGCGGCGCACUGUAUGAGUGUGUUUGUGUUUGUGUGCUACAGUACAAUAUCAACCCCUUUGUCCACCCUCUGAGGGUAAAACAAACCGCCUCCCCUUCGCAGCAUCCACCCUAAGCUGCCGUUGGUGGUGCGCAGUUUUUACGCCACCCUUGAUCCGAGACUACGCGGGACACAGCACACAGCAGCAUUAGCCGAAGCGGCCGCGAUCAUCAUUAGCAGCACAGGUGCGCGAACUCGACGAGACCGCCCUACCGCAAAAGACGGACUCGCGAACGGAGAAGAUUUUGGUUAGACCUGCUGGUUGCGUGUUCUGCUCCGUGGCGCUGACGUCACGGCACAAGCGAAGCGUAGAAGAAGUACUUCUUGUGUUUUGGGUUGCUUUGAUUGAAGAGCAUCAGAACGUUGUGCGUGUUGUGCUGGUUGUUGCUGGUGAUUGUACAACACAAUUGAAGUCAAGCUUUGAAGGAGCGUCGACAACAGCCCCCAGGAAAAAGUAAAGGGGGGACCCGAAGAACGAUCGACAAUUAUCCUCUUGGGAGAGCUCGCAGCAGCAAAAAACAGUCCAAGACAGGCGCAGCAUCACCAUGUUGAACCUCGAGACGGGUGAGAUGGAGUACGGCACGGUCGGCGGGUACGACCGGGACCGUAUCUAUCUGGACAAGGAAACGGGCGAGGUUAGCAGCGAUCCCACAGAGCAGAUCGGUUCCCGGCGGCGGCGCACCAAGUUUCACGUACCGAAACAGUACCUACGGAACCAGUGCGGUAUCAUUGCGCGGCGGCCUCCACCGUCAUCGGUACCGGCCGCACCGAGCGUCGGCUGUGCGAUGAUGGCGUGCAAGCAAAAGAUGAUACCGAUGAUGAAGGAGGAGAUUACGGUCGGCUAUAACAGUACCGCCCAUCUGCUCUUCCUGCUGCCACUGCUGUGCGUCACGCCGAAGCUGUUCGCGCUCGUCAUCUCGUUCGUCGAGGUGAUGCUGCACAUGUGGGCGCACCGGAAGAACAGCACGAACGGCAACCCGGACGUCUACUACCGCAGCCCGAUGCACGUGGUGACGCGCAACUUUUGCGAGCUGUGCCGCCACGAACGUUUGAUGGGCCGGGUCGGCAAGCUGCAGGACGUGCGGAUGAAGCAGAUGCAAAACUACUUCCGGAAGGUUACGCGAAACAUUGCCUAACGCCGACGGUCGGUCGGAUUACCUUCGCAGUGCAGCUGCUGCUGCUGCUGUUUUUGUAUACAACAAUUAUAGCAGCGCGACUGCGAAAGUGCUUCUGUUUCCCUGUUGAUUAUUAAUUUGUUUUGUUCUUUUCAUUUUUGCCCUUACCCUAUCUGUGCUAUUUUUUAUCAAUACAAAUUGCUGUAAAGUGAUAGGCGUAUACGGACAACAGCGUACACAUAUGAAUAAAGCAAACAAAAGAGCCAUGUC
Messenger RNA from Anopheles stephensi (Asian malaria mosquito), 2133 nucleotides. RefSeq lists its product as uncharacterized. The record is from RefSeq and is a predicted model, not a curated record. The transcript has 3 exons. Bases 1294 to 1884 code for a protein of 196 amino acids. NCBI's taxonomy places the organism in Eukaryota, Metazoa, Arthropoda, Insecta, Diptera, Culicidae.